CACAGGGCAGCUCCCUCUCUCCUGGCAGGAAGUGUUGUGACUUGCCGCCUGGAGUCUUUGUGAGCCAGACAGGAAUGCUGGUGUUCCAGAUCAGCUCUGAAAGGCGUGGAGGGAGCACACUCUGCCGCUCGCAGUCACUGAAGGAGCUCUCGCAGGACCAGUGACGCUCUCAGACUAGCAGCUGCAGGUUGUCUCCGGGGUGAUGGCAGGAAAGAUCUCUAAAGAGGAGCUGGAGGAGCUGCGGGAGGCCUUUGGGAAAGUGGACUUGAACAGCAACGGCUUCAUCUGCGACCAUGAGCUGCACGAUCUGUUCAAGGAGGCCAAUCUACCCCUGCCUGGGUACAAAGUCAGGGAGAUUAUCGAAAAGCUGAUGCAGGAGGGUGACCGCAACAAAGACAACAAGAUCAGCUUCGAUGAAUUUGUCUCUAUCUUCCAGGAGCUGAAGAGCAGCGACAUCGCCAAGAGCUUCAGGAAGGCCAUCAACCGGAAGGAGGGCAUCCUGGCCAUCGGGGGCACCUCAGAGCUGUCCAGCGAGGGCACCCAGCACUCCUUCUCAGAGGAGGAGAGGUAUGCGUUUGUGAACUGGAUCAACAAAGCCCUGGAAAAUGACCCAGACUGCAAGCACGUUCUGCCCAUGGACCCCAACACCAACUCGCUGUUCAAGGCAGUGGGCGACGGCAUCGUGCUCUGUAAAAUGAUCAACCUGUCGGUGCCCGACACGAUCGACGAGAGAACAAUAAAUAAGAAGAAGCUGACGCCGUUCACUACUCAGGAGAACCUGAACCUGGCCCUGAACUCGGCCUCAGCCAUCGGCUGCCACGUGGUCAACAUCGGGGCGAUGGACCUACGGGAAGGCAAGCCCCACCUGGUGCUUGGUCUGCUGUGGCAGAUCAUCAAGAUCGGCCUGUUCGCCGACAUCGAGCUCAGCAGGAACGAAGCCCUGGCUGCCCUGCUGAGAGAGGGCGAGACCCUGGAGGACCUGAUGAAGCUGUCCCCCGAGGAGCUGCUGUUGCGCUGGGCCAACUUCCACCUGGAGAAUGCCGGCUGGAGCAAGAUCAACAACUUCAGCUCCGACAUCAAGCUAACAGACUUCUCUAAUUCAGUGAAGGACUCCAGGGCCUACUUCCACCUCCUGAACCAGAUCGCCCCCAAAGGGACCAAAGAAGAUGAGCCCCGCAUUGACAUCAACAUGUCCGGCUUCAGCGAGAAGGACGACCUCAAGAGAGCUGAGUACAUGCUGCAGCAGGCUGACAGGCUCGGCUGCCGGCAGUUCGUCACCCCUGCCGAUGUCGUCAGCGGCAACCCCAAACUCAACCUGGCCUUCGUGGCCAACCUCUUCAACAAGUAUCCCUCCCUCACGAAGCCCGAGAACCAGGACAUCGACUGGGGGAGACUGGAAGGUGAGACGCGAGAGGAGAGGACGUUCCGUAACUGGAUGAACUCGCUAGGGGUGAACCCCCAUGUCAACCACCUCUACGGUGACCUGCAAGACGCCCUAGUCAUCUUGCAACUGUACGAGAAGAUCAAGGUUCCAGUCGACUGGAACAACAAAGUGAACAAGCCACCAUACCCCAAAAUUGGGGCUAAUAUGAAGAAGCUGGAGAACUGUAACUACGCUGUGGAGCUUGGGAAGCACGAGGCCAAGUUCUCUCUGGUGGGCAUCGGCGGGCAGGACCUGAAUGACGGCAACGCCACCCUCACGCUGGCCCUGGUGUGGCAGCUGAUGAGGAGAUACACUCUGAACGUUCUAGAGGACCUUGGAGAUGGACAGAAAGCUAAUGAUGACAUCAUUGUCAACUGGGUCAAUAAGACUUUGGCUGAGGCGGGCAAGACUUCCAAAAUAUCAAGCUUCAAGGAUAAAGAGAUUAGCUCCAGCCUCGCUGUUGUGGACUUGAUCGAUGCCAUUCAGCCAGGCAGCAUCAACUAUGAGCUGGUGAAGACAGGCAGUCUCUCAGAUGAGGACAAGCUGGACAAUGCCAAAUACGCCGUCUCCAUGGCCAGGAAGAUCGGAGCCCGUGUCUACGCCCUCCCCGAUGACCUGGUGGAGGUCAAACCCAAGAUGGUGAUGACGGUCUUCGCCUGUUUGAUGGGGCGAGGGAUGAAGCGGGCGUAAGGGUCCAAGGCGCCGGGGCCAGCAACAGAGCCGACGUCUCGCCCACAAGCCAUUUGCUGGUUGAAAGGCUUCUGGUUAAAGGAAUUAAUACAGCCAUCGUUUGAAAUAAAUCUAUCGACAGACAUUUAAACUAAAGAAUCAUUUUGCUUGUCAAGACUGGAAUCAUGACGGGGUGUUGGAGGAAGGGUGGGGGGGUUGUAUUGUUGGGUUACAGAAAAGACUGAAAUGUCUUUUUUUUCCCCCACAAAAGUGUGAUGGAUGGAUCUGCGAAGGUACACAUUGAAAUGCAUUCAUAUCUUAAAUCUGCAAAAUGACUUGGUACACAGAGGCCCCAGUGGGCUAGAGCCAUGCGAGACUCCUUGUAUGUUUUACCUGCAUAUUUGUUUUGUUUCUUAGGGAUGUGUAGAUUGAGACGGGUGUAGUUUGCUCUGUGGAUCUUAGAAGCUUGGGGUUAUUUUUAAUGGACUGUACAUCUCAAUUGUGAUGGUUUUUGGAAGUGAAAAACGAGGCUCACCACACUCAGUAUUGCUGUAACGCAGUGCUUUCCUUUGUGGCUUUUUGUACCAUUCAAACGGAGGCUUAUUUUCUUAUUUUUAUACCUAUAUACAAUGUACCAAAAAACCAACAACACAAAAUACAACCUUUCCAGGUAGAAGCUUUAAAACAUUCCAUAGUUAUGAACGCAUUUUAGUAUGUGUCUUGCGUGCGUGUAUACAUAAAUGUGCUUUUUACAUAAAGGAAAAAAAACAAGGAACUAUGCAUGAAUGAAUAAUCUGAAGUUGUCAGUACGUACCCCCAGAGCCAGACAGAUUAUUUGACCAGAUCGGUUUUGUGCUGUAUUGGUCAUGAGUUGGAAAACUGGGGGAAGAUGGCAGCAUGGCAAAGCAAAUAAACCGCUGCAAAAGGAUCAAAGCUGGUGGAGAGGAGCAGAAAUGGUGUAAAAUAGUCACCACUGGUUCAAAGGACCUAACAAGGCGGAGAAAACUGGAAAAGGUGAACCAUAUGACGCUUGGUAAUUUACAGAUGACCAAACAGCUCAAUUAAAACAUGGCAGCAAGGCCUGUGUCUGAGUGACAGCUGGUGAAACUGAAAUAAACCUAUUCCAAGCAUUGA
This is a messenger RNA of Megalops cyprinoides (Indo-Pacific tarpon), 3226 nucleotides long. RefSeq names its product plastin-3-like. The transcript is spliced from 17 exons. Lineage: Eukaryota; Metazoa; Chordata; Actinopteri; Elopiformes; Megalopidae. Gene Ontology annotation, molecular function: calcium ion binding; actin filament binding. Gene Ontology annotation, biological process: actin filament network formation; actin filament bundle assembly. Gene Ontology annotation, cellular component: actin filament; cytoplasm; actin filament bundle. The coding region runs from base 203 to 2113 and encodes 636 amino acids. The record is from RefSeq and is a predicted model, not a curated record.